Penicillium brevicompactum is the source of this 438-nucleotide messenger RNA. RefSeq lists its product as uncharacterized. The transcript is spliced from 2 exons. The coding region runs from base 1 to 438 and encodes 145 amino acids. NCBI's taxonomy places the organism in Eukaryota, Fungi, Ascomycota, Eurotiomycetes, Eurotiales, Aspergillaceae. The record is from RefSeq and is a predicted model, not a curated record.
AUGACGUGGCUCUCAGUGUUGACAACGCCCUUGUCCUUUGCGUUUGGGCUGACAGUGUCCUUACUGUCUUAUUUGCUAUUGCCGAUCCUUUUCAUUGCAUCCCCAGUGAUCUACCUCGGACAACUCGUUCUGUACCUAACCCUGCUUCCGCUGCGGAUAUUGAUCAAAUUAGAGGCAUUCAUCUAUUUCAUGACUGUUGCCGUGUUGAUCGGAGCCACCGUGGGCAUGGCCCUACAUUUCACCGGCAGCACUAUCACACAGGCUUUGCACAUCGAAGAUUCGCCAGAGCAACCGCGAAGUCGCGUGAAACGAGAGUCCAUAGACUCAACGCCGGAGGGCCCACCUUUCGACUACCUGGAGACGAAGGUCGAAGACACCAAAUAUCUCCCUUACUCGACAAUCCUAGAAGAAGAGGAGAGUAGUCGUGAAUCUGAAUAA